UUUUGGCCAUACCACAUCCUGUAAAACUAUACUGAAACAUGGUUGCCACAGCGCACUCACACAGCCUCAAGUAGAAGAGACAGCAAGACUCAAUAAGACAUAUUCACUAAACCUCAAAUCUUUGGGCAGUCAGAGCUUGGUGAGCAGUCAUGACAGAUUUGGUACAGGGCUUGUCCUACUUCUAUGGAAACAUCACUCGAGAAGAGGCAGAGGAUUACCUGAGGAAGGCAGGCAUGAGCAAUGGCCUCUACCUGCUCCGCCAGAGCCGAAACUACCUGGGUGGCUUUGCACUGUCAGUAGCGUACAAUCACCAGUGCUUCCAUUACACCAUCGAAAAGGAGCUAAAUGAGACAUUCGUCAUAGCAGGGGGCAAAUGGCAUCGCACUCCAGUGGACGUGAUUGACUAUCACUCGCAGGAGUUGGAUGGCCUUGUCUGUCUGCUAAAAAAACCUUGCACUCGACCCCAUGGUGUUGAGCCCAAAAUCGGGGCCUUUGAGGACAUAAAGGAAAAGCUAAUCAGGCAUUAUGUUCAGGAGACUUGGAAGCUGAAGGGUGCCAUGCUGGAGCAGGCCAUUAUUAGUCAAAGGCCCCAACUGGAGAAGCUGAUUGCCACGACAGCACAUGAAAAAAUGCUAUGGUUUCAUGGUUUCAUCUCUCGUGAUGACUCUGAGCCACGCUUACUCAACAGUCCGCGUGCCAACGGCAAGUUUCUAAUAAGGCAGCGAGACACCAACGGUUCCUUUGCACUCUGUCUUCUCAAUAAAGGCCAGGUCAUGCACUACCGCAUCGACAAGGAUAAAGCAGGCAAACUCAGCAUUCCUUCAGGGAAGCAGUUUGACACACUUUGGCAGUUGGUGGAGCACUAUUCCUACAAACCUGAUGGACUGCUCCACGUGCUGACUGAACCCUGCGCACGACCUGAUGGCCCACCAGCAGUUCCUGGACAUCAUCCAGGGCUGGUUGGUCAAGAUGGGAUUUUCUCCAGACUCAAAUCCUACUCCUUCCCCAAACCUGGCCUCAAAAAGAUAACAUCACAGUGGAAAAAGCACUUUGAGAUUGAUAAUCAUUAUGAUGUAAAGUCACCUUCAGCAGAUGCUCAAAUGAAGGAACUGCCCAUGGCAACAGAGGUUUAUGAGAGUCCAUAUGCUGACCCGGAUGAGCUGCGCUCGACCAAAGUGGACAGAAAAGACUUGAUUCUGGAGGAUGGAGAGCUUGGCUCAGGCAACUUCGGCACGGUUCUGAAAGGAAUCUAUCAAAUGAGAAAAACACAGAAACAGGUGGCAGUCAAGAUCCUGAAGAAUGAUGAAAACAAUCAGGAGGUAAAAGAUGAAAUGCUGCGUGAGGCUGAAGUCAUGCAGCAGCUGGAUAACCCCUACAUAGUGCGCAUGAUCGGCAUCUGUGAGGCCGAGAACCUCAUGCUGGUCAUGGAGCUGGCUGACCUUGGUCCUCUGCACAAGUACCUGCAAAAAAACAGAAUCUCAGUGAAGAACGUGACAGAACUUGUGCAUCAGGUCUGCAUGGGGAUGAAGUAUUUGGAGGAGCAUAACUUCGUACACAGAGACCUCGCUGCUCGCAACGUGUUGUUGGUCACCCAGCACUAUGCUAAGAUCAGUGAUUUUGGUCUGUCCAAAUCCCUCAGCCUGGAUAGGAACUAUUACUUGUCUGAAGGCCGUGGAAAAUGGCCUGUAAAGUGGUAUGCACCAGAAUGUAUGAAUUUCUUAAAAUUCUCAAGUAAGAGUGAUGUGUGGAGCUUCGGAGUGCUGAUGUGGGAGGCUUUCUCAUAUGGACAGAAGCCAUAUAAGGGGAUGAAAGGUAAUGAGGCUUUACAAAUGGUUGAGAGAGGAGAGAGGAUGGCAGCUCCCCCCAACUGCCCACCUGAAAUGUACACCCUCAUGCUGAAAUGCUGGACAUACAAGCCGGAUGAGAGGCUGAGCUUUGCUGUGGUAGAGCCCCGACUGAGAGAAUAUUACUACGACAUUUCUCAGUGAUUACUCGCCUUCAGGAAGAAAUGAAAGUCUUGCAGCAGGAGCCAUUUGCACCUAGUUUAAAACGUUUAAAAUUGUAUGCAGUUUAACAUAAACCUGUGAAAAGUUAAAAAUGAUGUUAAAGAAAGCCCAUUUAUUUAUCUUGUCAUUCACCUGCAAGCUUAAGUACAAUUUUGCAAGCCAAAGUGAUCAGUGGCGGCUUGUGUUGAUAAUUAUUUCAUUUUAUUAUUUAUAUGAUCUUAUAUUAUCUUGUAUAAUUACUGUCUUCAUUCUAACCUUAUAAUUAAACAGGUAACGUGCACACAGGUAACAGGCCAACAGUUUGAAAGCUUGCUUAUCCACCACUUAAAUACUAGUUCAUCAUUAAGUUUUAUGAUCUGUACCCUCUCACACCCAGUAUUUAAGGAUGGCAUGUAGUGGAGCUUAAUGUGUGUCUUCAGUAUUUUAGCUAAAAUGUCACACUUAGGUUUUGAGUAGCUUUUUUACAUGCAUAGGUUGAGUUGCUUGAUAUAUGUAAUGCUGCUUUCUAAAUGAGAGUGUUGCAUGUCAGCAUGUUAAUGAGACAACAUUAUUUUGUAUGCAUGAAAUUGCUAGUUAAAAUGUACCUGACGCUCGUGUCUUAAGGAAAUGUGGCUUAUUGCAACGAUAUCCUUAAAGUAUAAUGGUAUAUUCAGUAGUUGGUACAUGCGAAUUAAAAUAAGGCCCCGGUGUAGGUGCAAAUUAUGUUAAAACAAGCAUGGUGUUUAAAACUAUUAUUAAUUAACAAUAUUUUUGUUUUACAUGCUCUGCUUAUGCAAAGAAAAAAACAUUUUAUAAGCAAUACAGAUUUGCAAACUCAGGCUUACAAAACGUACCAGUGCCAACUAAGUGUGAAAACUUUUUCACUGCACCUCUUUUUGAUAAACAUACAGAAUUCAUUGCUGUUAGAACCAUUAGUUUUUCAUUAUUGUUUAAUUACAUUUUAUAUCAUAUCCUUAAAAGAUCCAGCAAUAAUCUGUUUUAUAUAUGCAAAGAGGUGUGUGUGUGUGUGUUAACAUUUGCAAUUGUAUGUUUGUCAAUAGUGAAAAAAUAACACCGGCUUUACACUCAUCCUCUGGCCUUAUGCACUCUUGUACCCAGUAAAAGUAAAAGUUUAGAUGCAUUUAAUUGACUAAUGCACAUGCAGUUUUUGAUGACAUAAUAAACUAACUUUAUAACCAU
Messenger RNA from Trichomycterus rosablanca, 3185 nucleotides. It is a transcript of the gene syk, whose product is annotated as spleen tyrosine kinase. The record is from RefSeq and is a predicted model, not a curated record. Gene Ontology annotation, biological process: macrophage activation involved in immune response; positive regulation of mast cell degranulation; positive regulation of B cell differentiation. Gene Ontology annotation, cellular component: cytoplasm. Gene Ontology annotation, molecular function: non-membrane spanning protein tyrosine kinase activity; ATP binding. The transcript is spliced from 14 exons. Bases 150 to 1988 code for a protein of 612 amino acids. Lineage: Eukaryota; Metazoa; Chordata; Actinopteri; Siluriformes; Trichomycteridae.